Molecule: messenger RNA, 3564 nt
Organism: Carassius auratus (goldfish)
Lineage: Eukaryota; Metazoa; Chordata; Actinopteri; Cypriniformes; Cyprinidae
Product: GTPase IMAP family member 8-like
Exons: 6
Coding region: 688-3441 (917 amino acids)
Molecular function (GO): GTP binding
Source: RefSeq, a predicted model, not a curated record
GGCAAAGUUUUUUUAAACUGUUUUUUAACCUCUGAAAUUGGUUGGUAAGUGAGAACGUUAGGGUGUUUCUAUUCAGUAAAAACGCAGCUCCCCCGUUUACUUUAAUUUGUUUUAAGGCAGUCUUGCCCUCACUAACAUGGCGGACGCGUUGACGUAUCGCGGCGACGGCUCAAAGCGGCCAAUGAGGCGUCUAGGUAUUUAUAUGUCUAUGGUUUAAAUGUACUGAGAGACUGUGAAAUACAAACGUGUCAGUACGCAAAUAAAAUCGUGCGUUUAUUUGAAAUCUUUAAUAAGAAAAUUAUCAACUGCCUUCAACUUUUCUCCAAUGCAGUUAAAGUGAAAGGGAGUUGAAGAACCGAGUGACUGAAGGAUGAGGCUAAACAGAUAAUUAUUAUUAAUGAUAAACGAGUGAUUCGUGACAAACUCCGCCCACACAGGUUUCUUCCUGCUUUCAUGAAGGGAAUGACAAACUUCGACAUGCUGGUAUCACUUUUACUUUAAAGACACUCUCCGUUCUAUAUAGUUUAAUAAGUAAAUAUAAUAUACGACGCAAAAUGAUGAUUUUAUGACCGUAUUAAAAGUGUAAUUGUAACUGUAUGAGUCGCAGAAAUGGAUGAUGAAGAGAAACAUCAGGACUCAGAGAAGAUGAUGAUCAGCUGAUGAGUAAAGAAAGAACAGAACAUAAACAUGUCCAGCAGAGAAAGACGAGCUGUUGUUCAUGGUACUGCUCAGAGGAGAAGACAUAGCAAAGAAAUACCACCCAACCUGAGUGAUGUGACUCCUCUGAGGAUUGUUCUUCUGGGGAAGAGCGUGUCAGAAAACAGUCUCGUAGGAAACUUCAUCUUAAGACGAGCAGCGUUUGACAGUGAAGCUGCACCAGAUGUUGUAGAGAGAGUCGGAGGAAGACUGAAGGACAGACACCUGAUGAUCAUCAACAGUCCUCAGCUGCUCCAGACGAACAUCUCAGAUCAUCAGAUCACACACACAGUGAGAGAGUGUGUGUUUCUGUCUGAUCCAGGACCUCAUGUGAUCGUUCUGCUCCUCAAACAUGAGCAGUGUUCAACAGAAGAUCAAGAGUGUGUGGAGAAGGUGCUGGGAUCUUUCUCUGAGCAGGUUUAUCAACACAGCAUGUUGCUCAGCACACAAGAGACCACAGAAACCAGUGACGUCCUACAGAACAUCAUUCAGAAGUGUGCAAACAGACACUUCAGUCUUCAGAGAAGCAGCUCUCCUGAGGAUCUUCUGCUGAUGUUUGAGGACAUUGUGAAAAUGAAUGAUGGACGACACCUGGAGUGUGAUGGAGCUGCACAGUGUUUCACAGUGGAGAUUUCAGAGGCUGUGAAGCUGAAUCUGGUCGUGUGUGGGAGCGACGGGAUGUUAAAAUCCUCUGUAUCAGAGCUGAUCCUGCAGCAGACAGACGGGGAGCUUCAUGAUCGUCAGAUCAGAGUGAUAGAGCUUCCGGCUCUGACUCGUCUCUCAGAAGAGGAAGUGAUGCGUCAGACUCUCAGCUGUGUGUCUCUCUGUGAUCCUGGAGUUCAUGCUUUCCUCAUCAUUGUUUCUGGUGCUCCACUCAAUAAUGAAGACAAAGCAGAAACAGAGAAGAUCCAGAAGAUCUUCAGCUCAAGGAUCAACAAACACCUCAUGAUCCUCAUAAUGCAGGACUCAGAGCAUCAGACAGAACGCAGUGAAGAGACACAGUCUGUCAUCGAGCGAUUCGGAGGACGACAUCAGUUCUUCGGUUCAAAAACACAAGUGUCCACAUUGAUGGAGAAGAUCGAGCAGAUGCUGGAAGAAAACAGAGGAGAGUUUUACUCCACAGAGACAUUUCUGGAGGCUCAGAUGAAAAAACUGAUGAAAUAUGAAGAGAUGAAGAAGAAAAUUCAUUCACUAGAGACACAUUUACUGUCACAAGUUUCAAGAGAAAACACAGAUGAUGAACUGAGGAUUGUGCUUCUGGGAAAAACUGGAGUUGGGAAAAGUGCAACUGGAAACACAAUCUUAGGAAGAAAUGCUUUUAAAGCAGAAACAUCAUUUGAGUCAGUGACUAAAGAGAGUCAGAGAGAAUCAUGUGAAAUCAACGGUCGACGUGUUACUGUGAUCGACAAUCCAGGACUGUUUGAUACUGAACUCAGUAAUGAAGAGAUCCAGAGAGAAAUCAGACACUGUAUCUCCAUGAUCCUGCCUGGACCACAUGUGUUUCUCUUACUGCUUCCACUGGGACGAUUCACUAAACAUGAGGAAGCAUCAGUGGAGAUCAUCCAGGAGACGUUUGGGGAGAAAUCUUUAAUGUACACCAUGGUGCUCUUCACCAGAGGAGACGAUCUGAAGAACAAGACCAUUGAUCAGUGUUUGGGGAAACCUGGAUCUCCUCUGAUGAAGCUGAUCGAAGCGUGUGGAAACAGAUUUCAUGUGUUCAAUAAUAAUCAGACUGAAGACCGAACACAGGUGACUGAUCUACUGCAGAAGAUAGACGACAUGCUGAGAGAGAACGGAGCGAGUUUCUACUCAUGUAAGAUGUUCAGAGACAUGGAGAGAGAAAGACAAGAACAACAGAUCAAGAUCAUGAUGGACAGAGUCAGAGAAAGAGAGGAAGUGAUGAAGAAAGAACAAGAGACAUUGAAACAUGAAACUGAGCAACUGAAGCAAGAAAACAAGAAGAUAAAAGCAGAAAAAGAGAAACUUCAGAUCAAAUAUAACAAAGAAACAGAAGAACUGAUGAACAGAAUAGAAAUUGAGAGGAGAAAAAGAGAAGAAGAGUUUACUGAGAGAGAAAAACGAUACAAAACACUAAUGAAAGAAAAAGAAGAGAGUGAGGAAAAGAUGUGUGAGAAGAUGAAGAGAGAACGAGAGGAAUGGGAGAAACAGAAACUAGAGGAAAAGAUGAGAAGAGAAGAAGAGGAUGAGAAAAGAAGAGAGAAAGAACAGAGAGUUUGGCAUGAAUUUAAUCAGAAAUUGACACGAGAGAGAGAGAGAAUGGAAAGAGAGAAAGAAUAUUUUCAAUCUAAAUGUGAAACAGAAGAAAACAAGAUGAAGAUCCUGAUGGAGAAAGUGAAAAGAGAACAAGAAGAACGGAUGAAGAAAUAUGAAGAAGAGAAAGAGAGAAUGACCAUGAUGAUGAAGGGAGAACGAGAAAAUCAGGACAAAGAGAGAAAGAGAAGGGAAGAAGAGUUCAGAGAGAGAGAAGAACGAUAUAAAACACUGAUGAAAGAAAAAGAAGAGAGUGAGGAAAAGAUGCGUGAGAAGAUGAAGAGAGAACGAGAGGAAUGGGAGAAACAGAAACUAGAGGAAAAGAUGAGAAGAGAAGAGGAGGAUGAGAAAAGAAGACAGGAAGAACAGAGAGUUUGGUAUGAAUUUAAUCUGAGACUGAAACAAGAGAGAGAGAGAAUGGAAAGAGAAAAGAAGAACUUCAAUCUAAAUAUGAAGCAGAAGAAAACAAGAUGAAGAUCCUGAUGGGCAAAGUGAAAAGAGAACAAGAAGAACGGAUGAAGAAAUAUGAAGAAGAGAAAGAGAGAAUGAAGAUGAUGAUGGAGGAAGAACGACAAAAUCAUGAGAAAGAGAGAAAGA